Molecule: messenger RNA, 2260 nt
Organism: Symsagittifera roscoffensis
Lineage: Eukaryota; Metazoa; Xenacoelomorpha; Acoela; Convolutidae
Product: 2-hydroxyacyl-CoA lyase 2-like
Exons: 1
Coding region: 98-1963 (621 amino acids)
Biological process (GO): L-valine biosynthetic process
Cellular component (GO): acetolactate synthase complex
Molecular function (GO): thiamine pyrophosphate binding; magnesium ion binding; acetolactate synthase activity
Source: RefSeq, a predicted model, not a curated record
CCAUUGUUUAAUCGUUUGGUAAUUCUUAUUUGAUCAAUUGAUUGUUUCUUCCAUUUUCAAUUAAGUUUCAGUUAUUGAACAUGAUUGUGUUAAACUAAUGGAUGUAACGACGAUAUUUUAUAUCGGAACUACUGUAACAGCCGGCGUUUCAGUUUUAAUGUUCCUCAAAAGAUUCAAUUUUUGGUACCAACUUUUCCAUAAAGCUGAUCGCACAAGCACAAAACAUGGUGGAUCAUUAGUAGCAAAGGUACUGAAGUCGCACGAUAUUGAUACUAUUUUUACACUACCUGGAGGCCAUAUUUCACCUAUUGCUGUUGCUUGCGAGGAACUGGGAAUUAAAGUCAUUGACACGCGACAUGAAGUCAACGCAGCAUUUGCGGCCGAUGCCUACGCAAGAGUUGGCCGAGGAAUUGGCGUUGUUGCGGUGACUGCGGGACCUGGUUUAACCAAUGUAGUGACUGCUUUAAAAAAUGCUCAAAUGGCAGAAUCGCCAGUUGUGCUUCUUGGAGGAGCGGCCGCCAGUAUACUGAAAGGAAGAGGCGCACUUCAAGACAUUGACCAAAUGUCGUUGUUCAAGCCAGUCUGUAAAUACUGCGUGUCUGUUAAUAAAGUGCGAGAUAUUAUACCGACCUUGAAAGAAGCCAUCAAGAUUGCACAAUCUGGGGUUCCUGCCCCAGUUUUUGUUGAACUGCCGAUCGAUACUCUCUAUCCGUACCCGAUGAUUAGCAAAGAAAUAGGCGUCAAGGAAAAACCCAGAGGAAUAGUCCAAAAAAUUGUUAAUUUCUAUCUCAGUAUUUAUUUGAACGACUUGUUUGCUGGUGCUUUCGAAGAGAGAAGUUGUGAACCUUUAGACAUUGACAUUCCAAAAGCUAAAGAUUCUCAAGUCCAAGCAUCGGCAAAACUACUUUCACAAGCUAAGAAACCAGUUUUCCUUAUAGGCAGUCAAGCUAUUAUACCGCCAUGUUCGUUUCAAAACACGAUAGUAGCUCUUGAGUCGUUUGGAGCUCCGUGUUUUCUUAGCGGAAUGGCCCGUGGACUUCUUGGACGUAACAAUCCAAUUCAUAUCAGACAAAACAGAUCUCAGGUUCUAAAGGAGGCCGAUUUGAUCAUACUUGCUGGAACUGUUUGUGAUUUUAGACUGAGUUACGGACGAUCUAUAGGCAAACAGGCGAAAGUGAUUUCAAUCAACAGAGGAAAAGACUUGAUGAAGUUAAACAGUGAUAUGUUCUGGAAACCUGACAUAGGAAUCGUGGGUGAUUCGGCAAAUUUCAUUGGAAGGUUACACGCGGCGUUGCUCGGAUACAAAGCUGAUGAAAGCUGGGCGAGCGAACUAAAGUCUCGAGAGAAGGAAAAGGAAGACAAACAUCUCGAAAAGAGCAAAAUGGAGGUUGAUAGAUAUUUGAACCCACUUCAUGUUUUGUUCAAAGUCGAGGAGAAAUUGAGUCAGAACUCGAUUAUAGUCGCAGAUGGCGGUGACUUUGUAGCCACUGCUUCGUAUAUUUUACGCCCUAGGGGUCCGCUCCAAUGGCUGGAUCCAGGACCCUUCGGAACCCUUGGAGUGGGAGCUGGUUUCGCCAUAGGAGCCAAGGCUGCAAACCCUAAUGCUGAGAUCUGGAUCAUAUACGGCGAUGGUUCUCUAGGGUAUUCUAUAAUUGAGUAUGAUACGUAUCGCAGAUUCAAAAUCCCGGUUCUUUCAGUCGUCGGUAAUGACGCGUGUUGGACCCAAAUUGCACGUGAACAGAAACCUAUGCUGGGCAGCAAUGUAGGAUGCAUGCUUGAGUUCUCAUCGUAUGAGAAAGUUGUCGAAGCUUUAGGCGGUAAAGGAGUUCUGCUUAAAGACCAAGAGGAUAAUAUUGAAGGCAGUUUGGAAGAGUGCAAACAAACUUUGAAAGAAGGAAAGUCGGCGUUGUUGAAUUGUCUGAUUGGAACGACAGACUUCAGAGAUGGAUCCAUUUCAGUAUGAAUCAGUCAUCGUUUGAUAAUGCUUUGGUUAUUCGUGCUUUCAAGAGCCUUUCUUGCCUUAUUUAGAUAAUCAGAAAAACUUUUCCUGUUAAAUUUUGAACUGCAGAUGAAAAAAGUUCGCCAAUGUUAAAUGAAAUAAAGUUCAAGUGAAUUUAACUGACCAUGAAAAUUUCGGCGAUUGUUGGAAAAUUGCAGCGAGUAUUGCGGUUCUUUUUAUAUGACUUCUAAGAAAUCAAAAAAUGGCUUUUGACUUUUUUCGUUGUAGUUCAUAACUCAGACUUCUUUUCAGCUUAUCAUA